This is a messenger RNA of Colias croceus (clouded yellow), 6099 nucleotides long. It is a transcript of the gene pps, whose product is annotated as death-inducer obliterator 1. Gene Ontology annotation, cellular component: nucleus. Gene Ontology annotation, biological process: DNA-templated transcription. Bases 280 to 5676 code for a protein of 1798 amino acids. Gene Ontology annotation, molecular function: protein binding. The transcript has 17 exons. NCBI's taxonomy places the organism in Eukaryota, Metazoa, Arthropoda, Insecta, Lepidoptera, Pieridae. The record is from RefSeq and is a predicted model, not a curated record.
UUUUCAGUUUUUUUCGAUUUGGAGGUUCUGUUAAUUUUAAUAUUGAUUGAGUACAAAUUUAUAAUAUAAAUUCGUGAUUUAUUUGUGUAUUAGUGUACGAAUAUAAUAAAAAAUACAUUGUGUGUGCAGUGGAAUAAAAAUAAAUCCCAUCUUAUGCUUGCUUGGGAUUGUGCAAAAUGGCGGCGAAUGUUUUUAUAGAUAGACGCGAUGCAUGUGAAGCAAAAGUGGGCUAAAAAUAGAGAACUUGCAUAGAGAUAGUUACAUUAAUAGUGAACUAAAAUGUCGAACACCGUAAUAACAAAUUAUACGGACCUAAAUGGACCCUCAACAAAAACUGACAGCUCCGUUGUUGUUAUUGUAAACAAAGAUGGAUCUCUUUCCGUGGACCAAAAAUUACUUGGAACUUUAAUGGGAAGCGAUGGAUCCCAAGCUGCAGGGAUUAGUGUUGUACGAGUUGGACAUGAGGGUAGGCCUGAUGAUGCCACAGAUUCUGAAAACGAAGAUGAUAAAGUUCCCCAUGUCACAUUAUCUGUAGACAGCUACUAUGACGAACCAGAUAGUAUAAUAAAAUAUGAUAGUGGUGCAGAGAUGUUGCAAUCAUUAAGGAUAGAAACAAGAGAAAACAGCCUAGUUGGCUUUCAAAAUGAUCACUGUUAUACUCCUUUGACUUCUCCCAGUCAAACAUUACCGCAGCGAAGUGAAUCAUUCACAACAUAUGAUGAUCCUAUUAUUGAAAUUACACAUCACCCACCCCCAAAACCAGUGACAACACCUAAGAAAAUUACUAUAUUGGAUCAAAAAAUUAUUGCCAAGGGUAAAAAGCUCAUAAUCAAUCCAUUAGAGCCUAUUAAAGCUAAUGAAAGUCUCAAUAAACCAUUACCAGUAUUAUCAAAAUCGAAAGCUGUAAGUCAAGUUGAAAAAGCCUCCUUGAAGUCAAAAUUAGAAGAUAACACUGAGUCAUCUUCAGUAAGCUCUUCGGGUGACAGUGCUGCUGACAGAGAUUCUGAUUCUGACUAUAAAGAUACAAAGGAUAGAUCAGCUCCUCCAAAAUUACGUCGGCUAAAGACUAAGCCAAGAAUUUUAAAGAGUGUCCAAUUGGCUAAAGCUACAAAAGCUGAUCCAAAAACAGCAUCAAGAUUAAAAGCCGGUAAAAAUAUAUUAAGAAGAGAAAUUAAGGAGAAGGUGCUAAGUAAAAAUAUAAUUAUUAAGAAACAACCAGAGACUGAAGUAGUAGCACCAAAGGAAACUAUAAUUUCCAUGCCUACAUUGGUACCCCUAGCACAGCCAACUAAUGAUCUGACUAAAGUAACACCAAAAUUAGUUCCAAAAAUAAUCAAGAAAGAGAAGAAGACACCGGCUCAUGUAACGGCACUUUUAUCUGAUAUGACAUCAUUGUUUUCUACACCAGAUGUCAUUAGAAGAGUCUCAACUGAAACUAAGCCACCAAGCAAAGUUGAAAAAGAACCCAUUCCAGUCCCUAAAAAGCCUGAGACACCAAAAUCUCUCGAUUUAAAUAGUGACAAGACCAUUGAAGUUGCAAAAUCACUUGAAAAUGAACAUAAUAAGAUUCAGACAUCUAUAAAGACCUUUGUUAAGUCAACAAAACCUAACAUUCCUGAAAAAGUUAAAGCUUAUGAACCAAUACCACAGUUAGAUGAUGCAAGUUUAGCGCAAAUACUGCAAGACACAGCACCCCAUUCAUCGAAAGUUCAUUCGAACAUAACUGCUGCAAAUGUUAUUAAUAGUCCAAAUCUGACUGGCCCACUUUCACCUACUCUAGAUUUGUUGGCGGGAUUGCAACCAGAGGAAGAUGGUUUAACAGAAGAUUUGCUGAUGCAUGUUGCACAGCUUGUUGAAAGUUCUGAGAAUUUACAGGAAGUUUUAGAUAAACAAGUUCUUGGUAAAGUAGACACAAUUCCAGCUAAACUUGUUCCAAAUGAACAAGCUAAUACAUUUACUCAGACACAGCAACCACAAAUAGCAACACCACAGCAUGCAAUACAAACUCCGCCACAAGUGCAACAACAAAUGCCAAUACAGGCACAAACACAACCAACUCAUAGUUUGUAUUCACAAACCCCAGUGAAAAUAGCAAAAGCUGUGUUGCCACGGAAAGAUCCCAUAGAAAUAGUAAGACGAGAUGGCAGAGUUAUUACAUUACCACCAAUUGAAGCUCCGGCUACAAGGUCAUCAAAAAGAAAAACUCUAGUUGAACCUGCAGCUCCUGAAAUUGCAACCGCUUCCCCCAUACCACAAGAGAUAACUACCCCAGAACCAGUGGUUCAACAUGUGUCUAAGCAAUAUUCAAAUAAAAAGUUGGUUAAUAAGAAGGUUGAGCCAAUAAUACAAACACCAGUCAUUGAAAAAUCAGCAGAAUCUCAAGAAAGUUGGAAUUCUGAAGAUGAUCCUAAUAGAUUAUGGUGUAUAUGCAAGCAACCACAUAACAACCGCUUCAUGAUCUGUUGCGAUGGCUGCGAGGACUGGUUCCAUGGCAAGUGUGUGAACAUCACCAAGGCUAUGGGCCAGCAAAUGGAGGAACAAGGCAUUGAGUGGCGGUGUCCAAACUGUAUUAAGAAAUCUAAACCUCCUCCUAAAACACCUGCAAAGGCAACACCUAUACAAAAGCAAGUAGAGACUACACCACAAGCUACACCAGCAAAGGAAGGAGGGAAAUCAAAUUGUAUUGUUUGCAAGAAACCAGCGAGAGCAAGUAGCAUAUAUUGCAGUGAUAGUUGCAUAUUAAAACAUGCACAGGAUUCACUUGGUGUGCAGGGUGGUACGAAAACUAAUACACCUAGUGGCAAAAGUGCUGAGAAAGUUGCAGAAUCUAGGGUAAUUGUUUAUGAAAGGAAGUCAGGUAGGUUGUUAGCGGGACCAAAUGCACCUACUGCAGAAAAUCUGAAGAGCUGGUUGCAAAAGAAUCCAACAUUCGAAGUAGUAAGACCGGGCACACUCAGUGCUAUAAAACCAAAUAUUGCUCGUAAAAAAUCAAAUGAAAGCAAUAAAAUUCAAACUACACUUAACUUUGCAAAAAUACCCAGAAAAAAUACGGAACAACCGCAGCCUGUAAAAACUCCACAAUCAGAAACUAAAGAAAUAAAAGGAAAAUCUCUGCUUUCACCUCGGGAACAACAAAAAUUCUCUUUUGUACAAAAAGAACCGAAAGUUCCACUUACUCCGAAAGAGGAACCUAAACCUACACCAACGCCAAAAACCCCAGUGACACCCAAACCCCAACCUCAACCUGAGACUCCAAAAUCUUCAUUAAAUAGAAGCGGCACUGAAACACGAAAAAGUCGAGCUUUGAAUAGGUCUCAAUCAUCUAUUGAUAAGGCCGCCGUAGCAUCACCGUCGACAUCGAGACGGAAAGAUUCUCAUGAUAAAAAGAAAAUGGACUCAGAGGAGGAAAUACGAGAAAAUGUGAGGAAGGCUUUGCAGGAACAAAUCAGUUUGCGCAUGGCGGAGAGCGAUGGAUUCAAAUUCAGUGAAGAAGAAAUACAGCAAUACGCGUAUGACACGGAAGAGGAACUUUUCGAGUUGUUCAACCACGAUGUAGGGAUGAAAUAUAAAGCGAAAUAUCGAUCGCUUAUGUUCAAUAUUAAAGAUCGCAAAAAUCUAUCCCUGUGGGAGAAAAUAUGUGAACGAGUUUUAAAACCAAGCGAAUUGGUGCGACUUUCACCUGAAGAAUUAGCCAGUCAAGAACUCGCGCAAUGGCGGGAAGAAGAAUCAAAACAUCAGUUGGAACUUAUUAAAAAGUCUGAAAUAGAUCUGUUAGCAGCUAGCAAAACAUACGUUCUAAAAACGCACAAAGGAGAAGAGGUAAUGGAAACAAAAGAAUCAGUGUCAACAGAAUUGGAUCCAAAUGUGCCUGUUGAAGAUUUGGUUUCUGCUUUAAAUGACGCAGUCGGUGAUGGACUUCCACCACCAGCAGAAAAUGUACAGACGCCCAAAACAAAAGACACAAAGAAAAAAUCAAGCAAUAGUAAAAAGCGAGAAAAGGAAAAAUCAAAGUCCAAGAAAGACCGGGAAAGCAAACGGGAUUCGGAAAAGCGAAAGUCUAGGUCAUCACGAGGAUCGGAAGUGCAGAGAGAACACAGAUCUACACGACGGUCGAAAAAGUCGAGUAGGUCGUCGAGAUCAGAGUCAAAAGAUAGAUCGAGAACGGAAGAGAAGGAAAAAGUUGAGAGAGAACGUUCUAGACGACGGUCAAGAUCUCGCGGGAAGUCGAAGAAAAGGUCUAGAGAACGUUCUAGGUCCGCGUCCCGUGGGAGAGUUCGGUCACGGUCCAAGUCGCGGGACAGCGCUAAGCGUAGACACCGCUCGCGGUCGAAACACGCAAGCACUGAAGAGGCUAAACACCGAUCACGAUCUCAAGAGACUGUCAGAAAGAGUAAGAAUGAUUCUACAGAUUCAGAUUCAGUAGAGCGACCGAAGUCGGCCAUGAUGAAAGAAAUCCAUCCAGAGUAUGAUCCGCAUGAACCAAUGAUUACUUCAGCAUUUUCUGAAGAAGAUUUGCGGAAGUCAAGAGAGGAUAUCGAUGAGGAUAAUUAUAAGAAUGAAAUUAGUGAAUACGGUAAUGUGGAUGUUGAUCCAGAGAAAUCGUUUGCUAUCGACUCUGAUAUACCUCUGCCGACUUCUGUGUAUAAGGAAAAACCAUCAGCUGAAGUAGAAAGUGACCAGGAGCCCAGCAGUACGGUGGAGAACUCAGCAGCAACAGUAUGGAAUGGGUGCAUUAAUAUGGUAGACGUCGCUAGGUUCUAUGUCGCCGCACAUGAGGUUUCCGGUAUUGCGAUUGAUUUAGAAGAUGAUCUCACAGCAGAGCUAGAUAUUGUAGGAAGGAUAAACCCAGACACGGUUUGGGACUACAUCGGCAAAAUGAAGCGAGCCAGCAAUAAGGAUAUUGUGAUUCUCAGGCUACAGGCGGCAAACGAUGAAGAGAGAAUGCAAUAUAUAGCUCUGUAUAGUUAUUUAAGUAGUAGAAAUAGGUUAGGCGUAGUAAAAGUAACGAGCACGGCUACAGUGAAGGAUUUCUAUAUCGUCCCGCUAUCAGCGAACACUUCCCUCCCGGCGGUGCUGCUGCCGCUGGACGGGCCCGGCCUCGGCGAAGUGAAGACGCACUUACUUAUCGCCAUUAUCAUAAGACAAAGGAAAAAACGACUCGCCACACACAUUCCCAAAGAUAUCGUUCCGGCUAAGGUGGCUCGUGAAUCCCGCAAGAAGUCAUACACGCCACCGAUGUCGCCGCGCAACCGACCCUUGACGCUGCCCUCAUCGUACACGUCGUCUGCUCUCUCUUCUACUGUUAAGGACAAAAUUGCAGCUUCGUUGGCUGCCGCUGAUGACGACGAACCUUAUAGUCCGGGAUCAUCGAACAGCAGCAACAGUGCGCCCGCCCCGGCGAUGCCCACACACAACUUGCGGAAUAAAAUGGAAGAACUUAAUCGACAAAUAGAAGAGCAAAAACAGCAAAUCCUCAAAAUGGCACAAGCUGAUUCGUCGGUGAAGAGUGCAGAUAACGAGGCGUACUCUCCAUCCCGGCCGCUGUCGCCGGAGCCGGCCGCGAUGCCGCUGGCCGACAUCGCGCUGCCGUCGAACCUUCAAGAAAUUCUUGCCACCAUCAAACAGAGGUCGGAAAGUAACGCCGACGUCGAUAUGCGCACAAUUUCCAUGCCUUGAUCUAGCUAUAUCACAUCAAUUUAAUUUAAGCAUUGAUAAUAAUUAUAGUGUAUAAUAUUUUACGAUAGUAUUAGGUUAAAUAAUUAUCUUUAAUUCACAGAAAUAAUAAUAUAUAGAAGUAUGCAUAGCAUUAUGUUAUUGAAUUCACGAAUGUGUGCAAUAUGCAAACGACAUUUUAAAACUUCUGGACGUUAGGUAGAAUGGACUGUAAAAAUUAUUCGGUUUUAACUGUGGAAUCGGUUUAAACAAUUGAAAAUUGUGUUUUAGAUGCGUUUGAAAUGUUAUGUAUAUAAUUAGUAUACAUAUUCAGUGUUUUACAAGUUGUUUUAAUGUACAAAAUUUAGGUUAAAUAUUUUUACUUAAAAUAUACUUUUAAUUAUAAGGUUUAUUAUGUUGGAGAAAUGAAAUAAAUAUAUAAUAAUA